AUGAGCGAGGUCAACGAACAACCCGAAGGAGGAAGGAGGAAUGGAAGCAAAAGCAUUGGAAGCAAAAACAUUUUGAGUAGGCGGAACCACUCAGCUUUGGUUCUUCUCCUCCCAUCGUGCCACCUUUUUUCUGGGUUCUUCGAAUUUGGAUUAAAGGGACCCCCCGUGGCAACCAUUCCAUCUGGAACGCCCUCCCUCUGCAUCCCGGUGGAGAAUCAGUCCAGGCAACAACAGUUAUCGUUAUCGUUAGCUUUGAUGGUUGUCUGCUUCACGAUGUCAGACACUCAGCAACUAACGCAGGGAACUAGAAGUCUCCUCCUCUUCGAUCUGUACUCAGCCUUUGUUUCCCUCACCUUCACGGCGGCGGUCGUCCUCUCCGUUCUCUCCCUCUGCCUCUCUGGAGGGGGAGCUGCUCCGGCGAUGGCCUUGAUACAACAGUUUGCAGAAUCGUCGCCAUCGUUUCAGCUUCAGCGGCUUUUGUGCUCUGGUCAUGCCUUGCCCUUCCUAUUCUCUCGUUACUUCGCGUCUGGUUUCUCCCCAUGGCGCACGCCGGCGCGCUCCUCCUUUUCCUCGCCUGGAACAGGUGGAAGUACCGCUCCGCCGUCCAAGACACCCCGCUCCGCCCGUCCUCGUGUUCCCUUCCCCGCUGCCGGCCCUAG
Spirodela intermedia is the source of this 659-nucleotide messenger RNA. The record is from the annotation of a GenBank genome assembly. Lineage: Eukaryota; Viridiplantae; Streptophyta; Magnoliopsida; Alismatales; Araceae.